GUUUAUGAUAAACCCAACCGGAGAAUAUAUCAAUCAGCUCUAUUCUCCAUUUCCCGGCAACUUCCUUUUCCUGCUUGACGUCGAGGUUACGGGAUGGGGAAGUUCCAGGCACCAGCCAAAGGCCGCCCAGCCAAGGGCAAGGGCAAAAAGAAGGCAGAAACAGUCAAAUUCAUUGUUGACUGCACACAUCCAGUGGAAGAUGGACUCAUGCAGGCUGCUGAUUUUGAGAAGUUCCUUCAAGAGCGCAUUAAAGUGAAUGGCAAGACCAAAAAUUUUGGCAGAAACCUUCACAUUGAGAGGGCAAAGAGCAAGAUCACUGUCAGUGCAUCUAAUGACAUCAAGAUGGGCAAGAGGUACCUGAAAUACCUUACAAAGAAGUACCUGAAGAAGAACAGCCUGCGGGACUACCUGCGAGUGGUGGCCAGCUCCAAGGACUCAUAUGAGCUCAAGUACUUCAGCUUUGAUGAUGAUGAUGAUGAGGCAGAGGAAAAUGAGGAUUAAGUUUAAUUCCCUGAUGCCUGCCCAAUAAAUCAACCAUCAAAAA
This is a messenger RNA of Pollicipes pollicipes, 544 nucleotides long. RefSeq names its product 60S ribosomal protein L22. Gene Ontology annotation, biological process: cytoplasmic translation. Lineage: Eukaryota; Metazoa; Arthropoda; Thecostraca; Pollicipedomorpha; Pollicipedidae. Gene Ontology annotation, molecular function: RNA binding; structural constituent of ribosome. The record is from RefSeq and is a predicted model, not a curated record. The transcript has 4 exons. Bases 94 to 501 code for a protein of 135 amino acids. Gene Ontology annotation, cellular component: ribosome.